GAUUUUUUCGGGGCCAAAAAAGAAGGAAAAUUUUGGAUUCUCAUGCUCCGACUCCUACCCUCCAUGACCCGAUAUUUUCCCCAAAAUUCUACCCGCCAAAAAAAACAACACUCUCACUCCAAACCCUAAAUUCAAGUUUCAAUUUCACCAAAUCACAACUUACACACAAAUGCCGUCACCAGGCAAAAUCCACCGUUUAGAACUCGAGAAUUUCAAAUCAUACAAAGGAUUUCAAACAAUUGGUCCAUUUUACGACUUUACAGCAAUUAUAGGACCAAAUGGAGCAGGAAAAUCAAACCUAAUGGAUGCAAUAAGCUUCGUACUUGGUGUUCGUACAGGUCAACUACGUGGUGCACAAUUGAAAGACUUAAUUUAUGCAUUUGAUGACCGUGAAAAGGAACAGAGAGGUAGAAGAGCUUUUGUUAGGCUAGUUUAUCAACUUGUUAAUGGUACUGAAAUUCAGUUUACAAGGGCUAUUACUAGUGCUGGUGCUAGUGAGUAUCGAAUUGAUGGGAAAGGAGUUAAUUGGGAUGAAUAUAAUGCUAAAUUGAAGUCCCUUGAUAUUCUUGUUAAAGCGCGAAAUUUUCUCGUAUUUCAGGGUGACGUUGAGUCCAUUGCGUCUAAAAAUCCAAAAGAACUCUCUGCACUCCUUGAGCAAAUAUCUGGAUCUGAAGAGUUCAAGAGACGCUAUGAUGAAUUGGAAGAAGAAAAAGCAAGAGCUGAAGAAAAGAAGGCACUUGCUUACCAGAAAAAGAAAACUGUAACUAUGGAGCGAAAGCAGAAAAAGGAACAGAAAGAAGAAGCUGAGAAGCAUCUUCGCUUACAAGAUCAACUGAAAUCUUUGAAGCAAGAGUAUUCUCUUUGGCAAUUAUUUACCAUAGAAAAGGAUAUUGCAAAGACCAAUGAGGAACUUGAUGCCGAAGAAGCAAUAGUCAAAGAAAUUGUGGAGAAACUUGGGGAAUACGAAGCUGAAUCUAAAAAAAAGAAGAAAGAACUAAACGGAUACAUGAAAGAGAUUGCAUUGCGUGAGAGGAAGAUUGCAGAUAGAAAAAGCAAACUUGACAAGAAUCAUGAUCUUGUAAAGUUGAAGGAAGAGAUAUCUCGGAUUACGUCAAAAAUCAAAAGUACAAGUAAAGAGCUUGAUAAGAAGAGAGAAGAAAGAAGAAGACAUGCAGAUGAGGUGAAGAAGCUUCAGAAUGACUUGAGGGACAUUACUAAGCAGCUGGAUGACUUAAGUCAAAGAAGUCGAGAUGCAGGGGGAAAACUUCAAUUAGCUGACAGUCAAUUGGAGACAUAUCACCAAAUUAAAGAGGAGGCUGGCAUGAAAACUGCGAAACUAAGGGAUGAGAAGGAGGUCUUAGAUAGGCAGCAGCGUGCUGAUAUUGAUGCUCAGAAGAAUCUGGAAGAAAAUCUUCAGCAGCUUGAAAAUCGGAAGCAUGAGCUUGAGUCUCAGGAGAAACAGAUGCAAACUAGGUUGAAGAAAAUUCUUGAUGCAGUUACCAAGCAUGACGAAGAACUGAAACGGGUGAAAGAAGAACAGCGUGAGAUGAAAAAUAAACUUAGACGUUCCAGAGAAAAACACGACAAUUUGCGGAAACGACUCGAUGAAGUAGAAGACCAACUACGUGAAUUGAAGGCUGAGAGACAUGAAAAUGAGAGAGAUGCCAAAUUGUCUCAAGCAGUUGAAACUCUGAAGCGUCUGUUUCCUGGUGUUCAUGGUCGGAUGACAGAUCUCUGCAGGCCAACACAGAAGAAGUAUAACCUGGCUGUAACAGUUGCAAUGGGCAGAUAUAUGGAUGCAGUAGUAGUUGAGGACGAACAAACAGGAAAAGAAUGCAUCAAGUAUUUGAAAGAGCAAAGACUUCCUCCUCAGACAUUUAUACCUCUUCAAUCGGUCCGUAUAAAGCCAAUAGUUGAGAGACUUCGCACGUUGGGCGGAACUGCAAAGCUGAUUUUUGAUGUCAUACAAUUUGAUCAAGCGUUGGAGAAGGCUAUUUUAUUUGCUGUUCAGAAUACCAUUGUUUGUGAUGACUUAAAAGAAGCUAAGUAUCUUAGCUGGAAUGGAGAGAGACUUAAAGUUGUGACUGUUGAUGGAAUUUUGUUAACAAAAUCUGGUACAAUGACUGGUGGUACUAGCGGUGGUAUGGAAGCACGCUCUCACAAAUGGGAUGAUAAAAAAAUUGAAGGGCUUAAGAAGAAAAAAGAAGGUCUUGAGUCAGAAUUGGAGGAGCUUGGAUCAAUAAGGGAGAUGCAGCUUAAGGAGUCUGAAGCAUCUGGCAGAAUCAGCGGACUUGAGAAAAAGAUUCACUAUGCUGAGAUUGAAAAGAAAAGCAUUGCAGACAAACUUCAAAAUUUGGAACGUGAAAAGGGGAGUAUUGAAAAUGAAAUUGGACAUAUACAGCCUGAACUUGAGCAGUUGAACAAAAAAAUUGAUGCAAGGGCGCAAGAGAUCUUAUCACGAGAGAAAAGGAUCAAUGAUAUUGUUGACAGAAUCUACAAAAAAUUUAGUGCAUCUGUUGGGGUGAAGAAUAUUCGGGAGUAUGAGGAGAAUCAGCUCAAAGCUGUUCAGGAAAUGGCUGAAGAAAGGCUUAACUUACAUAAUCAACAAUCGAAGAUUAAGUCACAGCUGGAAUACGAGCAGAAGCGGGACAUGGAUUCACGAAUUGUAAAACUAGAAUCAGUCCUUAGUAACUUAAAAGAGAAGUUAAAGGAGGUUGAGACCAAGGAGGUGGAGCUGAAAUCAUCUAUGGAGAAAGCUACAGAGGAGAUAGAUGAUUACAUGGAAGAAGUAUUAGCAUGGAAGUCCAAGUUAGAAGAAUGCGAAAAGCAGCUGCAGGAGUGGCAGAAAAAGAUUUCUGCUGAAACAACUAGCAUUACCAAACAUAACCGUCAAAUCAAAUCAAAGGAGGCACAUAUUGAGCAGCUAAAUUUAAGAAAGCAAGAGAUAUUGGAGAGAUGCGAACUGGAGCAAAUAGAACUGCCCACCAUCUCUGAUCCAAUGGAUACUGGAGAGUCUACACCUGGCCCUGUUUUUGAUUUCAGUACAUUGAGUAGAGCGUAUCAGCAGAAUAUGAAACCAGCUGAAAGGGAGAAGCGUGAGGUGGAUUUUACACAGAAAAUUGCUGGCUUGAUUUCAGAGAUAGAAAGAACAGCUCCAAAUCUGAAGGCCCUUGAUCAAUACAAGGAUCUAUUGAAAAAGGAGGAAGAUGUUACUAAAGAAUUUGAAGUGGCCAAAAAUGAGGAGAAAAAAGUUACUGAUGAAUACAAUAAAGUCAAAGGGGCCAGGUAUGAAUUGUUUAUGAAAGCUUUCAAUCAUAUAUCUGACAAAAUUGACAAGAUAUACAAGCAACUCACAAAGAGCAAUACACAUCCUCUCGGUGGGACAGCAUAUCUUAACUUGGAUAAUGAAGAUGAGCCAUUUUUACACGGUAUUAAGUAUACCGCUAUGCCCCCAACAAAACGUUUUCGGGAUAUGGAACAGCUUUCAGGAGGAGAGAAGACAGUUGCAGCACUUGCAUUGCUUUUUUCUAUCCACAGUUUUAGACCUUCUCCAUUCUUCAUUCUGGAUGAAGUUGAUGCUGCAUUGGAUAAUCUGAAUGUUGCCAAAGUUGCUGGAUUCAUCCGAUCAAAGUCGUGUGGAGGUGCUAGGCUUACUCAGGAUCCUGAGGAAGGAUGUGGCUUCCAAAGCAUUGUUAUCUCUCUCAAAGACAGCUUUUAUGACAAAGCUGAAGCAUUGGUUGGUGUUUACAGGGAUGCUGACAAAGGUUGCUCGAGGACAUUGACAUUUGAUUUGACCAAGUACAAGGAAUCAUGAAAGGACACUUGUUCUGCCGCAACUUCAGCGAUAUUUAGAUUAUUUUGGAGUACUGCAUGUUGUGACUGCUUCUUUGCUUCGAAAUCUUCACUAUCUACAAGGAUACAUUGAGAUUAUAGCAUGUUACACGAAAGCGUGGAGUAUUACACGUGGGUCACUCCUGCUUUUUUGUGAAAGACUGGAUUCGCCCGUUCUGCCACAAAUACUUUCAAUUCCACUGAUUAGAAUUCGACAAUGAGUUUUAGGCGGUGAUUGUGAAGUAUCUUUUUAUCGAUCCUAAUUUAUGUAUAAAUUCCGAAAUUAUGAUUGAACCGAAGAGCCCCAAAGUCUCAUGGGUAUUAUAGAACUAGGGAAUCUAUUCGCACUAUGCGCGGUCAUUAUUAUCAAUAUCAACAUCCCAAUAAUGAAUAUAAAAUAUUCGCUCGUUUCUAUUA
Molecule: messenger RNA, 4248 nt
Organism: Lycium barbarum (goji berry)
Lineage: Eukaryota; Viridiplantae; Streptophyta; Magnoliopsida; Solanales; Solanaceae
Product: structural maintenance of chromosomes protein 1
Exons: 19
Coding region: 170-3814 (1214 amino acids)
Biological process (GO): sister chromatid cohesion
Cellular component (GO): cohesin complex; chromosome; nucleus
Molecular function (GO): DNA binding; ATP binding; ATP hydrolysis activity
Source: RefSeq, a predicted model, not a curated record